Antechinus flavipes (yellow-footed antechinus) is the source of this 1065-nucleotide messenger RNA. Its product is annotated as platelet glycoprotein VI-like. The record is from RefSeq and is a predicted model, not a curated record. The transcript has 6 exons. The coding region runs from base 129 to 959 and encodes 276 amino acids. Lineage: Eukaryota; Metazoa; Chordata; Mammalia; Dasyuromorphia; Dasyuridae.
AAAGCUCAUGAGGGGAAAACUCUGAACCUGGCCAUAGGGGAGGAAAGGACCGAUCUACCACCGGCCUUAACCCAUCUUCUGCCCCUGUCCAAGGUCCUCACGGUUCCUUAACAUCUCAGUUCAGGAACAUGCCUGGGUCCUUGGCAGCCCUACUCUGUCUUGGGAUGUAUUUGAGCCAGAGCAUCAUGGCACAGAAAGACGAUCUCCCUAAACCUUCCCUGUGGGCUGUGCCUGGCUCUGUGAUCCCAUGGGGAAAGUCCGUCAUUGUCCGCUGCCAGGGUGCGGAGGGGGCCCACAGGUUCCUUCUGGAGAAGGAUGGGAGCACAGAGCUAAGAGAUAUGCUAGAAGUGCCUGGGCCCUGGAAGGAGGCUGAGUUUUUCAUCCCAGACAUAGCAGCCGAGACAGCAGGGCGUUACCGAUGUCGAUACCAGAGACAAAGCCACUGGUCAGAACUCAGCGACCCUUUGGAACUGGUGGUGACAGGACUAUACCCCAAACCCUCCAUCUCAGUCAAACCAGGCUCCACCGUCGCUGUGGGACAGGGUGUGACUUUGCAUUGCGAGUCACAGCUCGGGUCUGACAGAUACGUGCUCUAUAAGACAACGGGGGCCAACGCACCCCAUGCGCUGCUCUCUAGUGAUUACCACGCCAACUUCCUGUUCCCCUCUGUUACCGACUCCAAUGGCGGCACAUACCUCUGCUACAGUUUUGAUAGUGACUUCCCCUUCCUCUGGUCAACACCCAGUGACACCCUGGUGCUCAAAAUCGCGGGAAGCUCUCAGGACAGUCACGUAGAACACGCACCUCCAAACUAUGAUUAUGUGGCCCAUCAUCAUAAUUUCCUUAGCCUCCGGCUAAUAUUGGUUGGAGUAACUUUGGCCAUCCUGGGGGCUUUGGUGAAUGAAAUCUGGCGUAACAGGGGGUCAGCCCAACCUCCAAAUAAGAAACCCCUUGCCUGAGCAACCAGAAAGAUAGGUGGGAUUGCAAAUGGAUGGACCUCUGGAAGAUCCCCCUAAGGGUCCCUAAAGCCACAGAUGGAGUGAACCAAUAAAGAAUCUGGGGAAA